AAUCAACAAAAAUAACCAGGUAAAUUAAGAAAAAUUACAUAUGAAAUUAGUCACUCACUAGUAAACUAAAAAUUAUGGAAGAAUUAAAAAAACAUAAUAAAAUAUAGAAUGGAGAAGAUAACGUAUAUAAAGAUGAGAUUCAUCCAAACAGCAUAAAGAGAAGCUUCCAUAUAUCACAGCCAUGGUGGUUGUCACUCACAUCUCCACUUCCUUCCACCAAAUCUCUCCUUCCUUCUUCCAUCUCCGUCUUCGUAAUCCCUCCACCACUUCUUCGUCUCGUCCCAAACUCGACGGUGGUUUCGCUUUGUCAAUUCGAGCUUACAUAGAGAAACCAAACUCUUUCUCCACCUUCGCUAACAAAGUCAUCGGUUCUCUUCCCGUUAUCGGACUCCUCGCUCGAAUUAUCAGCGAUGAAGGCGGCGUUGGUAGAGAUCUCGUCGAUUUCGCUGAGUUUAGGAAACGAGUUGGGAAUAAAUGUACUCCUGAUGAUUCUAGGGCUUUCUAUGAGUUCCAACAGCGACGAGGCAAGGCAGGUGAGCCUUUGUAUGUGCUUCUGUGUUGUUGGGUUGCUGCAGUAGGUGCAGGUCUUCUCAAAUCUGAAGAGAUUCUUGAAGGUGUUACUAGAGUUAGCAUUUCCAAUGAUCUCGAGUUUGAAGAACAGAACUUCAUUGCUUUGAUGACUGAAGCUAGACAGAGAAGAGCAAAGUUGAACAUUGAUGCGCCAACAAUACCGAUGGAACUAAGAGUUGAAAAGGCUCUUGAAGGUAUUUAUGCUUGUUGCUUUCGGAGAGGACUUAUUGAAGAGGAGGAUGAGAAGCUUCUUAAAGUGAUGUUAAUAGCGGUUUUCCCAUCGGUUGAGAAGUCUGAGAUAGAGAGAAUCAUCAAAGAGAAGGCGACAAGGGUUGAGGAAGGAGGAGAGGAAGAGAAUGUUAUGGCGAAACGGUUGCCUAAAGAAGCUAUUCAAAUGCAGAUGAAGGAUCUUGAAUUCCUUCAACAACAAAACAUAGAGUCUUAACAAUAGAGGUUGAGAUGCCAAAACAUGUUUACUUUUUCAGUACGGAUUAUUUUAAAAAAUGCAAUCAACUUUUUUCAGUCAUGAGCAAGUAAUUGUUACUGCAUAGGUUUCGAGAUAUGGUUGCUUCCUAUCAUAUCUUUUGAGAACUUGGAUUGAUUCAUUCAGUUUUUUAGAUGGUGUUUGCCGUAUGGUAGAUGUGUGAAUUUGCUCCAGUACAUUGGAACAACAUUUGAAACUAUAGGUAAUAGAGUUAUAAACUUAGUUUUCAAUAAGAUGUUUUUGUAAGACAUUAAAAUAAUAUAGUCCAUCUAAAAAAAAAGGAUGAGUUUGCUAAUAUGAAUAUGUAAAAACUUCAAAUAAAGAAAGCUUCUAAGCAUUCAAACAUUAGAAAAGGUAUUAUUAUAUUCAAUCAAUU
Messenger RNA from Arabidopsis thaliana (thale cress), 1430 nucleotides. RefSeq names its product calcium homeostasis regulator (gene PDE329). Gene Ontology annotation, cellular component: chloroplast; chloroplast thylakoid membrane. The record is from RefSeq and is marked reviewed. Gene Ontology annotation, biological process: photosystem I assembly. The coding region runs from base 182 to 1015 and encodes 277 amino acids. The transcript is spliced from 3 exons. Lineage: Eukaryota; Viridiplantae; Streptophyta; Magnoliopsida; Brassicales; Brassicaceae.